AUGUGUGAGUGCGAGGGAGACGAGGAGCAGCGGCGAAAGACACCUAUCCCACAACCUCAAAUCGAUGAAUCCACGCUCAUAGCUAUGCAGCAGCACAUGGCACAGCAGGCCGCCUUUUCCCAGAUUCCUGAUGUCGUCAAAGGGUUUAUCGUUCACUUCCACCAAGCUGUUCUGGAAAAUAACCUCGCAGAGAUUACCGUCGCAUAUGAGAGCGGAUGGAACAAAUAUACUGAACAAUUCUACUCGAGAACGGAAUGGCCAGAGGCAGAGUUGAUUGCUCCCCUCGUCAAUGACGAUCCCAUAUUCCUUAUCCUCUACCGCGAACUUUAUUACCGCCACGUCUACUCACGCCUCCAACCUAACAUCGACGAUCGCUUCCAUUCAUACGAAAACAGCUGCGAGCUCUUCAACUACCUCUUAAACUCCGAGGGCCCAGUUCAACUUGAAUUGCCUGAACAAUGGCUUUGGGAUAUCAUUGACGAAUUUAUUUACCAAUAUCAAGUCUUCUGCACCUGGCGCUCAAAAGUCAAGUCAAAAACAGACGACGAACUCCAGAUGUUGGCAGAGGGUGGCCCAGUCUGGAGCUCUUACAGCGUCCUCAACGUCCUAUACUCACUCAUGCAGAAAUCCAAAAUUAACGAGUAUAUCGUUGCACAAAGAGAGGGUAAAUCCCCAGAAGAAAUUGCCGAGAUCGUUGGCGAGUACGGCCAACGACCGUUAUACCGGAUGUUGGGUUAUUUCAGCAUCAUUGGCCUUCUCCGCGUGCACGUCCUCCUUGGAGACUAUACCCUUGCACUGAAGGUCAUGGAGAAUGUUGAACUCAACCAAAAGUCACCUUUCACCCGUGUGACAGCUUGCCAUGUCGCCACAUACUACUACGUUGGAUUCUGCUACAUCAUGCUCCGCCGUUACCCCGAUGCCAUUCGCACAUACGUGACGAUCUUGAACUUCAUCAUGCGCAUGCGACAAUACCAUACCAGGAGUUACCAGUACGAUCAGAUCAGCAAGACUGCUGAUAGGAUGUAUGCGUUGUUCGCUGUAUGCCAUGCCCUUUCGCCCAGCAGGUUAGAUGACAACAUUGCCAAUACAGCCAAGGAACGGUAUGGGGAACAAUAUGCGAAAAUGAUACGCGGAGGCGAGGAAGCUCUCCCCGCAUAUGAAGAACUCUUCCUCUACGCAUGCCCAAAGUUCAUCACUGCAAACCCACCGCCGUACGACAACCCCAUCGCAAUGAACGCCUUCCUAUCCCUGACCUCCCCGCUCGAAUCCCCAACGUCCGCCCAGCCCUCCUCGACAGACGCAACCCACCGCCACCUAAGCCUCUUCCUCGCAGACGUCGCGGCGCAGUCGCCCGUACCUACGCUGAGGAGCUUCUUGAAGCUGUACACGAGCCUGGGGGCAAAGAAGCUCGCAAAUUUCUUGGAUGCGGACGAGGAGGAGAUGGUGCAGGAGAUGAUGGUUGUUAAGCAGGCUAGUAGGAGUGUGAGCCGCGCUGGGACGGAGGGGACGGGGUUGUUGGAUGGGCAGACGAUUACGACGAGUGAUUUGAAUUUUGUUAUUGAUGAGAAUAUGGUGCAUAUCGUUGAAUCGACGGUGGGCAGACGGUAUGCGGGGUGGUUCAUUAAGAAUACGGAGAGGACGCAGAAGAUCUUUGAUGAUCUCCGGAGCAUGCCUCUGCCAACCCCGCCAAAGUCUGCUGUGGCUGCUGCGCAGACUGCUCAAGCGACGGGCGCGGAUAAACAGAAAGGGACGAGGACGGGCGGUCAGAAGGUUGCUUGGGGUGGUGUCAAGGUUGCUUGA
Messenger RNA from Laccaria bicolor S238N-H82, 1800 nucleotides. RefSeq lists its product as uncharacterized. Bases 1 to 1800 code for a protein of 599 amino acids. The transcript has 11 exons. Gene Ontology annotation, biological process: translational initiation. Gene Ontology annotation, cellular component: eukaryotic translation initiation factor 3 complex; cytoplasm. Lineage: Eukaryota; Fungi; Basidiomycota; Agaricomycetes; Agaricales; Hydnangiaceae. Gene Ontology annotation, molecular function: translation initiation factor activity. The record is from RefSeq and is a predicted model, not a curated record.